Molecule: messenger RNA, 1679 nt
Organism: Dothidotthia symphoricarpi CBS 119687
Lineage: Eukaryota; Fungi; Ascomycota; Dothideomycetes; Pleosporales; Dothidotthiaceae
Exons: 1
Coding region: 232-1215 (327 amino acids)
Molecular function (GO): zinc ion binding; ubiquitin protein ligase activity
Source: RefSeq, a predicted model, not a curated record
CAGCAAUUUCGCGUUAUACCUCCCACGAAAGGCGGUGCAUUGCAGAGCUUCAAUGUUUAUCAACAACUGCAAGCAUUUCAAUGCAACCUCGCCGAUUGCCUCCUGAACCUGAAUCUGAGCUCGAGCUUGAGGUCUCACUCCUUGUUGCACCAGGUGCAUCCCACCAGCGCUACGCCAAGCAUAGCAUCUCACUCACAUCCCCCACCUUUCCCUACCACUACUGCUCCAAACAUGAAUUCUGACCCACAUCUGGAACCCUCGCGACCGGCGCGCAAACGCAAAACGCUCACCUACUACGAGGAUGGCACUGAAGAUCCGUCGGACGAGUACCAAGCGCCGCCCAAGAAAGCAAAAAAGUCCCAGUCGAACGUCGUCGAUGGCGCCGCCGAAUCAUCCAAAAAGACGCUCAAGAAGAAAGCAAAGUACGAUAAAAUUGUGCCUACUGAAGAGAAGCGUCAACGUCGAUUUCGCACACGACCGCCUCAAAGCUAUUUAGACGUCAAGGAGCGCGCCCUCACCCAACGUCUCACUGUGCUCUCACGCGAACGCUGUGGUACCGACAAUGUCCCGGAGGAGAAAGCAGUCAUUGCCGGCUCAACAGGCAAAGUGUAUACUGUACACAUUGGUCUCACACCUCGCUGCGACUGUCCAUACGCCAACAAAGGGAACCAGUGCAAGCACAUAAUAUACGUCAUGUUGCGUGUGCUGAAAGCACAAGAGAAGAUCGCAUACCAACUGGCUCUUACUAGCUCCGAGCUACACGAAGUGUUUCAACAUGCACCACGAAUCCCUGGCGUCGAGGUAGACAACAAUGACGCAACCGACGAACAAGAUGGAAAUCGCAAGCCCAUCGAAGGCGAAUGUCCCAUCUGCUAUGACGAACUUGAUCCCAACAAGGAUGCCAUCGUGUACUGUAAGGCGAGCUGCGGGAACAACAUACACAAAGACUGCAUGCAGAAGUGGAUGUCCAUGGCACGCGGCAAGACAACCUGCCCAUACUGUCGCGCAGAGUGGAUGGAACUAGAAUUUCCCGGCAACCUUGGCAGUGUGGAUGUGAAUGGUCUGGAAAGGAAUGGUGAUGGGUAUCUCAAUGUUGCUGGACAGCUAGGGUUGAGUGGCGAGAGAGACUACUCUACAUACCAUCAGUUCUGGGUAAGGCACCACCUUGGCACUGGUCAUAAACGGAGGGGUAUCUAUAAAAGACAUCGAGAUUAGUGAGGUUCUCCACAUUUGAAGGAUUUCUGAGCUUCUGGUAAGUGCACAACACACGUCAUACUUUUUGUAGGUCACAAAAGCCGGAGAGUGACAUGUGGUUGUUGGUCUAAGAAAGUGUAACCAUACAUUGCUAAGUUUAACGAGGAAGUGUAACAAAGUCAAGAAGGAAAGUACAGGAUGUAUAAGAGAAGUCCAACAUGAUGUGUAUCGCGCGCGUCUCUCGCGAUUCUCAUAUUCUCCGCAGCGUAACACAGCAAAGUUCUCCGCGCAGGCAUGUGACCUGACCAUAUUUCUCUUCCAGUCGUACUUACGUCUAUGAUUGUUCAUGGCUAUCAUCUCGAAGUUUGCCAGUGCGAUUUGGGUGUAUCUGUGGAGUACUUAACAGCGACAACAUAGCGACUCGGGGUUGAGGACGGAAUUCAGAGCAACACUCUCAGUCAACUGAAAUACUAGAAACUAAGGCG